Molecule: messenger RNA, 2645 nt
Organism: Nothobranchius furzeri (turquoise killifish)
Lineage: Eukaryota; Metazoa; Chordata; Actinopteri; Cyprinodontiformes; Nothobranchiidae
Source: RefSeq, a predicted model, not a curated record
UUGUCUACAGAAACACCAUGGCAGCCUCAGACGGUUUUCCUGCCAGUUUCUAUGGAGAACCAGGAGUGUUAGGAAUGUUAUCCAAUGGGAUCAGCGCAUUCCUUGUACUUCUACAGAACUUCAGCACAGCUCACACUGGCAUUAAACCAGUUGGAGUGGAGAACAUACUUGCAGGUGUUCAUCUCAUCCUGAUUGGUGGUUUGUGCCAGCUGGUGGCUGGACUGCUCUCCUUUAGAAAGUACGAUCACCUGAGUGGCACUGCCUUCAUCGGCUACGCUGCCCUUUGGGGUAGCUAUGGGGCGACCAGAAUCUACUAUGGUGCUUUAUUUAACAAUCAGACUAUACCAUCAGUGUCAGAGCACAUGCUCAAUGGUUCAACCACCAACAUGAUGGUCAACACUUCUCUUCAAAACUCAACACAGUGCCACUUAUGUGUGUCCAUAGAAGAGUCAGCCAUUGCUGGUCUGAUCCCUUAUAUCCUUCUGUCCUUUAUCCUGGCAUUUUGCUCUGCCACGGUCAACUACAUCAUGCCUUUUGUUUUUGGAGCCAUCACGGCCACUUUGAUCUUUGAAACAGCAGCUCUGGUGACAGGCCCUUGGGCUCUGGUGGUCUCUGGGGUUCUGGAGCUGCUCAUUUUGAUCUUUGCCAUCUAUGGUUCAGCUGCUCUACUCAUCAAAGGGCUGACUCAACGUCUGGUUCUUAAAGGCUUUGGGACCCCCCUCUUUAAUGUUCUCCUGCUAGGAACCACCAACUCAACAGGUGCUCAGAAACCUGGUCAAGAGAAGAAGAAGAACACAAAAUAUGCAGAGCCCAUGGCCUUGGGUUUCUUCUGUGACUCUAUUGCUCCCUUCAUCGUUGCCUUCUACAGCUUUGGGUACAUGAAAUCGUUUGGUUUAGGAGUUGCAUGGGUAUCAAUCAUCUCAGUCGCCCAGCUGUUCUCCAGCUACUACGCUCAUUUGCGCCAGGAUAGCUACCACACUACAAAAUUUGGGAUUCAUGCCAUGUAUUGGCUGAUCAAGGCUUGGGAUGAGUUUGUGGCAUCUGCCCUGAUUGUGGAGCACAGUCAAGUUGUUGCUGGUAGGGAAGCCAUGGUGGGAGACUGGUUCUUUGUGGUGGCCGGCUUGGUGCUCUGUGUGGGAAGCCUGAACAUGGACACUCUGGAGCUGAUCCACAACUUGCUCUUUGUUCUGCUCACAGUCUCAACAAUCCCCCAGAUCCCCCUGCAGGGUUACUACAUCUUCUUUGGUGUAGCCUGCUCUCUCUUCACUGCAGUCUCAGUCUACCGUACCUUCUCACGCCUCAUAAACACCAUCGCAGAGAAGUCUCUAAUCCCUGUGGGACCACAGCCGGUCUCCUCCGAGCAGCUGAAGAGAGCUCUGAUGUGUAGAAGAUCUCAACAUGGAGAACAAAAAGAGCUGCCCAACAGUGACCAGGCCUCAGAUGCUCUGUUUUAUCUUACCAACGGGGUUGCAGCACUUUCAGCUCUUCAUUCAGAAGUGUCAAGUGGGAACCCUUCAUUCCUUCAUCUGACUGUCCCCUGGGUCCUCAUCUCUGGAGGCAUCAUUCAGACCUAUGUCAGCAGGCUACAAGUCACCGGAGAGGGCCGGUUUGGAUCAGUCAUCUCAUCCAUCUACGUGGUUGUAUGGGCAACUUGGACGUGGUUUCGAUUUGCAGGUUUUCAGCUUCAGCUCCCCGUCCAGGCAGCCUAUGGAUUCACAGCUGGAGGCGUUGCUUUACUGGUCAUUAAUGCCUUCCUCAUGCUGAUUGGUAAGAGACUUCCAUACCAACUUGAAAAACAAAUAAAGUCUAACAUCCAGAAACGAUGUAUUGCAGUUGCCAUGCUUGCAUUGGUAUCCAUCAUUUGCUUUUAUGGCACCUUGGCUUCACUGAUGAACUGCAUCUUCUCACAAAGAGUGAUCCCAAUGGGUCCUCCCAUAAUAAAGGAAAAUGUGAAACAGGAAGCUUGUGACGAGCCGUCCUGUCCGGUGGCUAGCUCGCGUCUCACCAGCGGUCUGUUGAAGAUAGCUCGACUUCUCGAGGACGGGGGUGUGUGUGGUAUUCCCACAGAUACUGUGUACGCUCUGGCUGCUUCCUGCAAGAAUCCUCAGGCGAUAGAAAAAAUCUACAACAUUAAAGACAGACCUGCAGAGAAGCCUAUAUGCAUUUGCAUCUCCAGUGUGGAACAGCUGGUUGCAGCCAGGCCUCCUUUCAGCCCUCUGCUGUGGGAGUUCAUGAGGAAUGUGUAUCCUGGAGGCAUCAGCUGCAUUGUCAGCAAAGGAGACUGGCUUUACAGACUAGGAGUUGGACCUGCUUAUGACCGUGUUGGUACCAGAGACAGCAUCAUGAUCCGUGUCCCAGACCACACCGUGACCUGCCACCUAUGUGACAUCACUGGUCCCCUGGCCAUAACAUCAGCCAAUCCCAGUGGAGAAUCAGACAGCACCCACCACAGCAUGGUCAUUAAUCGACUGGGACACAAGAUCCAAGGAGUACUUUGUGAUGGUGACUCGAAUGAAGUAGUUGCUUCAACUGUGGUCAACUGCCUGAGGAUUAAUGAAGGAGUCAUCACCAUUGUGAGAGAAGGCUGUGUCCCUGCUAUCAAAGUCCAACAGAUCUUUGACAGACUGAAGAACUCCAUGAUUUGA